Messenger RNA from Symbiodinium natans, 786 nucleotides. NCBI's taxonomy places the organism in Eukaryota, Dinophyceae, Suessiales, Symbiodiniaceae. The record is from the annotation of a GenBank genome assembly.
AUGGGAAACAAGUGCGGCCACUGCGAUGGCGAGCAUAGUGACCCGGCACCCUGCAAUGCCCAGCCGAGCCGUGCCAAUGCCCUGACGCAGACGGAGCAUGGAGCGGCUUGGUCAGACGGUGAAGACGGCGACGGUGAGCCCGAGCCCCGGGCAGCCCUGGGCCUGCAGGGCGCCGUCUCCCAAACGCUUCCACCUCGUUUGAGCCAGUUGAGCGCAGCCGGCCGGCUAGAGGUGCUGGAGAGAGCCGGCACGCUGGAUGUGGACUUCGAGCUCCUGCGUGCGGUGCCCAUGCGCAGCUGCCCUCAAAGGGCAGGCAGGAUUUGGUCCAAGAAUCCCGCAGACAUCACGCAUGCCAAGCGGGUUGAGUUGUCCGAGAUGUCAGAAGAAGCAAAGUCAUUUGACGUCUUCAUUUCGCACUGCUGGUCAUCUUCGGGGCAUUCGAAGUUUCUGUACCUACUUCUGAGAGAAGGCACUUCGCUAGCGCUGCUAAUCUGGUGCGUGUUUGCCGUUAUCGCCAUGCUGCUUUGCUCGGCUGAAGUCCUCCCAAUGCCCGCAGACUAUGUCAUCAAGAUCCUUAACUUUCGUGAUCCCGCACCUUUCGGCUUUUGGGUGUUCGGUCCAAGCCUGGGUGCCAUGGCUGUCGGGCUAGCACUGACACCCUACCUGCCAUCGAGGAACCUGGCCAGGUGCUUCGUGGACGUGGUUAGCAUCAAUCAGGAGCUGAUGAAGCGUGGGAUCUACAGCACACUCCUGCCGCGCUUGCUUCGUGCUGUGGAGACAUUCUAG